AUGCGAAUAUAUUUGAGAAGACUUCAAAGUACUUUUGCUGCAGCCCCUUUUAAAGAUGAAAUGCAGAAAAAUUUUAUACCAACGAACUUAUUCCAAAAAACAUUAUUAACAAUUGGUUCGGCAUCAGUAGCACUUUUAGAUCCACACAGAGGCGAUAUGAUAGCUUGCUUAGGAGAAGUGACUGGUACUGCAGCAUUAGUUAAUAUGCGAAAUAAAAUGCUCGAAACGAAUGAAGGGGCCGAAAUACUUAACGAUCAGCCACGAAUUAACUCUAAGACUGUUUGUUUCAAAACACUUUCUGAAAUGCCCAAAAACACUCUCGGUAGGGUAUACCAUGAUUUUAUGAUUGACAAUAAAAUAACAGCGGAUUCAAGAUUACCAGUACAAUUUAUUGCUGAUCCUGAUUUGGCUUAUGUUAUGCAACGUUAUAGAGAAGUUCAUGACCUUGUUCAUUCAGUAUUAUUUAUGAAGACUACUAUGCUUGGGGAAGUAACUGUGAAAUGGGUAGAAGGAAUACAAACAAAAUUACCAAUGUGCAUCGGAGGUGGUAUCUGGGGUGCUGCUAGAUUGAAACCAAAGCAUAGACAAUUGUACCUUAAUCAUUAUUUACCUUGGGCUAUUAGAACUGGAAAAAAUGCCCAGUUUUUACAAGGUAUCUAUUUUGAAAAGAGAUGGGAUCAAAAUAUUGAUGAUUUUCAUAGAGAAAUGAAUAUAGUUAAACUUAAUGUUAACUAA
Molecule: messenger RNA, 735 nt
Organism: Danaus chrysippus (African queen)
Lineage: Eukaryota; Metazoa; Arthropoda; Insecta; Lepidoptera; Nymphalidae
Source: the annotation of a GenBank genome assembly